This is a messenger RNA of Lathyrus oleraceus (garden pea), 984 nucleotides long. RefSeq lists its product as uncharacterized. The record is from RefSeq and is a predicted model, not a curated record. The transcript has a single exon. Lineage: Eukaryota; Viridiplantae; Streptophyta; Magnoliopsida; Fabales; Fabaceae. The coding region runs from base 358 to 855 and encodes 165 amino acids.
CAUUCAACGGCAUCACAUUAAGUCAUGUUUAAUUAAGCCUAAAUUUCUGUGUCAAAACAAAUGGCCUAUUUCAAUGUCACAAUGACGCAUCAUCCUAUGUAACCAUGACAAAUCCAAGUUCAAAAACUGUUUUAUAUUAUGCCGGCAACUUAAGCUGAUUUCAUCACACAACUCUCACUCUACAACAUUAGCACGCCACUUCUCUAUCAUCAAUGUCAACCAUAAUCUUUCUUUAAUUUUCUUAUUAGUUCAUUCCUAAUCAUGAAUCAUACCUUUCAUCUACCUCUUCUUAUGACCCUUAUAUAGCAUUAUUCAUCACUCUUUAAAACCAUUGACCUCAAAACAUAUAAUCUCUAGAUGGAGAAACUACAUAAAAUCAAAACCACGUUUUUGAAGUUUAUGUCAAAACAACCCGUGUCAAUAUCAUUAGUAACAUUUCAGAAUCCAACUCUUAGUCCAUGUCGAUCACCUACGACACACGUUGUCUCAUUAUUUCCUAAGGAAGCUAGAAGAAAGCAGAAACGAGGAAUUAGUUUCAGUCCAAAAGAACCAACUUCUCCUAAAGUCUCGUGCAUGGGUCAAGUUAACUGCAAGAAGAAGAAGAUGAAGGAGAAGGAAAAGAAAUUGCAUAAGGAGGUUGUUUCAAACAAAAAGAAUGAUUCUGUUCGGUGCCAUGAAAAGAAGGUUCUGGUUUGGAUUUCUAAGGGAAGUUGCGAGGGAAGGAAACAAGGCGGGGAAGAAGAGAAGACAUCAGCUAUGGUUAGUAGUGUUCCUCCAUCGUUGGAUGCUAUGAAGAAAUUUACUAGUGGGAGAGGAUCUUUGUAUGAUUUUGAUGCAACACUAUCAGAAAGGUGAAUGUAACUACUUUGGUUUAUAAUAAUAUAAGAAUGUAACUUUCUUUUCUAGUGCAUCUAAUCUAUAGCUAAGAUGAUUUAAUAAUUGUUUUAGUCACACCAAAAACAUAAUGUUAUGAGUGUUUUUUUA